Messenger RNA from Calliphora vicina (urban bluebottle blowfly), 2265 nucleotides. It is a transcript of the gene Ns4, whose product is annotated as Nucleostemin 4. The transcript is spliced from 6 exons. The record is from RefSeq and is a predicted model, not a curated record. Gene Ontology annotation, molecular function: GTPase activity; GTP binding. NCBI's taxonomy places the organism in Eukaryota, Metazoa, Arthropoda, Insecta, Diptera, Calliphoridae. Bases 121 to 1899 code for a protein of 592 amino acids.
AUUUCGUUUUUAUUUAUGCCGGAUCCACAUUAUUGCAACACAAUUUGCAAAUAGUGAAAAUAAAUAGAAAUUACAAAUACAAAUAAUUUAAAAAAUCUUUGAAAAGUUCAUCUACUAAAAAUGCCACAAACCAGACGCAAGACGCCCUUCAGUGGCAAAAAGAAGAAGGAUCAAUUAUUGCAAAAACGCCAAUUAAAAGGUUCACAAAAAUAUUUAAGGUCUCACAAUGACAAUGAUGACGGUGAAACUACCGAAGAUAAUGAAUUUAUUGCACGUAAAUUAAUGAUGCGCUCUCAGCCCAGCGGUGGUCCAGGUGGACGCAAUAAAAAUGUUAAUCGCUACAAUUUGUGCUUCUAUCAGGAGUCGAAAAAGGAAUUGGAACGUUUAAAGUUAGAAGGCUUGAAGCCCUUCAACCCGGCCACACUUAAGCAGAGGGAAAUUGAUGCCAGCUUUUAUGAGGGCUAUGAUUUUCCCAUACGUCCCGAUUGGAGUUAUGGUAUGGAUAAAGUUACUCUAGAUCGCAAUGAAAAUAAGUAUUUUCGGGAAUAUGUUGAAAAAUUGCAAGACAAACAAAAAGCCGAAAAUAAGGAUUUAUCUUUGUUUGAAUUAAAUUUGGAAACAUGGCGCCAGUUAUGGCGUGUUUUGGAAUUAUCCGAUAUAUUGUUGAUCAUUGUGGAUGUUCGUUAUUCGACCCUAAUGUUUCCUCCCGCUUUGUACGAUCAUAUUGUUAAUAAGUUGGGUAAACAUGCCAUUUUAAUACUUAACAAAGUGGACCUGGUAGCCCCAGAAGUAGUAGUGGCCUGGCGUGAAUAUUUCAAAACCACAUAUCCUGGUUUACCAGUGGUUAUAUUUGCUUCAAAUCCAGCACAAGCUAAAAAAGGAACCCAACAACGCCGUCGUUUAGAUUACAAACGCAGUAUUGAAGGCGUUCACAGCAUUUUCAAAGAAUGCCAAAAAAUUGUCCAAUCCGAGGUGGAUCUAACAAGUUGGGAGCAAAAGAUUCUCGAAGACAUGAAUCUCGAUAAUGUUUGCCUCGAUAACGAAGUCGAAACCAUGGAAAAGUGUACAGAUAAAGCAGAAAGUACCAUGCCGCAUGAUGGUGAUGGUCAAAAACAUGAAAAAUAUUACAAAGGCAUUUUAACCUUGGGCUGUAUAGGUUUUCCCAAUGUGGGUAAAUCAUCUCUAAUCAAUGCCCUAAAAGGUCGUAAGGUGGUCAGUGUUAGCCGCACGCCGGGUCACACUAAACACUUUCAAACAAUUUUCCUUACAAAUGUCGUACGUCUCUGUGAUUGCCCCGGUUUGGUAUUUCCAUCUUCGACUUCGAAAUACUUGCAAGUAAUGUUGGGUAGCUUUCCCAUCUCACAAUUGCAAGUGCCUUAUCGUUCUAUACAGCUGAUAGCCGAGCACUUGGACUUGCCGAAAAUUUUGAAAAUUCAUUUGCCCGAAGAUUUUGAUGAAUGGUCUCCCGUGGCCAUAACAGAUGCAUGGGCUUUUAAACGCGGCUUUAUUGUAGCCAAGUCGGGACGACCUGAUCGUUAUAGGGCAGCAAAUCAUUUGUUGCGUUCCUGUGUGGCAGGUCAAUUGCAAUUGAUUUUACAAUUCUAUCCACCGCAGUUUAAUGAACAGCUUGAAAUGUGGCUAAAGCACGAGGCCAUACAAGAGGUGAAGAAAUAUCAAAACUUACCCAGUGAUGAUGACAAUGAUGAGGAGGAUAAAACUAAUUUGGAUAAUGAAGAUACUUCAUCGGUUAAUUCGGAAAGUGCUUAUGAUACAGAUGGCUUAAGCAGUUCCAAUGAUGAAACCAAUGCCGAUGAAGAUGAUGAUGAUUUGAAUGAACGCGAUUUGACACCACCUCCUUCUACAUCACGCAAUACAUUUGCUUUACUCGAAGAUGAUUGAACCGAAUAAUAACAUGAUCACAACAAACACACCAUUUAACACAACAUGCACAUUUAUUCCAGUAUUUCUUAUUAUGUUUUAUAGAAUCUUCUUUUAAUAUUUGUAAUUAGAUAGUGGAUAUAAAUCUUUGUCAAGGUGUUGUAGCAUCGUCUUCAUCAUCUGUGGAUAGAAACUGAUCCAUGUGAUCGCCUGCAUCAUCCAAAGAGAGCAAAAUUUGUAUAGCCCUAAAAACAAAGAAACAAACAAAUAUUGAGUUAUAAAACAAUUUGUAUUUUAUAUGCAUUUCUAAUGGAGUAGAAAUUUUUAAAACAAAUAAGCAAUAAAAUUGCUAGAAAAUAAACAAACACUAAUAUGAAGCAUUAAUAA